AGGACAGGAAGCAGAGUCUCUGUUGAGUAAAGAGCACACGGCUGAUUAUCGCACUGCAGCAACGUGGCAGAAAGUGUUUUUAUAUCAGUGAAUAUAUCAGUCAACGUCUGAACCAUGAACAAAAGAAAACUGAGUUUCAAAUGGUUUGGGAGCAUCACCAAUCUCUCCAACUUCCACCCGUCUGCAAAGGCCAACAUCAAGGCAGCCCCAGAGCAUGAUGGGAGCCGGAGUGGUGACAAAUCAGCAGCGGGGGAACAAUCGGUGGAUGACAUGGAGGACUGCCUCCGCAGCCCCUGCUAUGCCCGCUCCAGCGAGAUGUACACACAUGUGGGCACUGUGCCCCGCAGCCAGAAACAAAAAAACAGCUACAGGGGGCUGAAGGAGAAAAACAAAAAAGAGGAGGAGGGGGUGAGUGGAGGGCAGAGCCAGUGGAAGGCGGGGGAACAUGUCCGAGACUCCCCUCUGCUCAGUGCCCUGUCAAGCCUCAGUUUGACUAGCCUGGAUCGGCCGCUGCCCGCCACCCCAACACCCAGCUGGGCUUCACCUUUGACCUCAGCACCUGAAAGCUGCUUCAAUGAUCCUUUAGUGGGCCCCAUUAAGAGCCAAGGGUCAUUGUCAAGGAGCAGGUAUGCUUUAGAAACUGGUCAAGCUGUAAGAGAGCCUUCAAACAUGGCAACUAAUGGCCCUAAAGCGGCUUUGGCGCAAGAUGUUUACGUGCCAAUGGACCCGAUAGCAGAAGCAACUCGCAGCCACGUGUGCGACCAAACAGAGAGACAGCGAGGGGUCACAAGUACACAGGAAACCACGAAGACUGUGAACAGCUUUCAGGGGGUGGAACGUGUUGACAGUCAGCAGGACGUGACAGACAGCAGUGGAGAGUAUGUGAAGUUCUCCAAAGACAAGUUCUGGUUGGUGCCGCCGUCGGAGAAACUGAGGAAGCAGCUGGAGGAGGAGCUGAAGCUAAACGGCAGCAACCUGAAGAGCCACGCCUGGUACCAUGGACGUAUCCCGUGGGAGGUGUCCGAGAGUCUGGUGGUGAACCACGGCGACUUCCUCAUCAGAGACUCUCAGUCCAGUCAGGGCGACUUUGUCCUCACCAGCCACUGGGAGCACAGAACACUUCACUUUGUCAUCAGAAAGACGGUGGUUCAGUCCAGUGAGACGUACACUCGGGUCCAAUACAGCCUGGAGGGCGAGGCCUUCGACUCUUUACAGGCUCUUGUUCAUUUCUACGCGGGGAGCAAGACGGCCCUGACCCGGUGGAGCAGAGCUCAGAUUCACCAGCCAGUGAACAGGACGCUGCCUCUCAGCUACCUGGAGACAGCUUUCUGCACCGCAGUCAACCCGCCGUCCUGCCACAGAGGGCUGAUGAACAGCAGCGUGAGCGGAGAGGAGAGGGUCUGUCCGAGAAGUCCUUCCUCUCUCCACCACAGGGAGGCAGAUGUAAACAGGGAGCAGGACGACCGGCCUCUGCUGACUGCAGGAGAAUCCUCUCUCUCUACUCUGUACAACAACACCCAACCGUCUAGAAGCCUUUGCAGUAGUCGGGCAGCCAGUGUGGCGCCAUCCCCGUCCCUCUCCAGGCGCUUGGAUACUGCCCGAACCCUGUCAUCUCCCAACAACACCCUCCACAAACAGUGUAACGAGAGACCCCAACCUCAUCUAAACCAGGACUCCCUGUCUUCUGAUGCAGGUGUAAGCUGCUACACAGAGCUGUACCCCGGCCCCCAGAGCUACGUAGAGAGGCUGUGGGUGGAGGAAGGGUCAGUAGGCAUUGAUCCACUGAGGGUGGAGGACGGGAACUUGUACUUCUUGCCGGUGGUGGAGACGGUCUCUUCUUUCAAACCGAGUAGGUACCAGUCGUCGCUCAUGCCCAAGGAGAAUAAGCCUUUGGAGGUGGGCAUCCUACGGAGGGUGAAGGAGCUGCUGGCGGAGGUCGACCCCAGGACAGCAGUCAAACAUAUCACCAAGGCUGACUGCAUGGUGGCCAGAAUUCUGGAGGUGACUCCAGAAGUGCAAAGGACGAUGGGAGUUAGUUCUGGGAUGGAGCUGCUAACGUUGCCACAUGGCCAACAGUUGAGACUGGAUCUCCUGGAGAGGUUCCAAACCAUGGCCAUCAUGUUGGCUGUGGAUGUGUUGGGCUGCACAGGGACGACUGAGGAGAGGGCAGGCCUGCUGCAUAAAAUCAUCCAAAUCGCAGCUGAGCUCAAGAGCACCAUGGGCAACAUGUUUGGCUUUGCUGCCGUCAUGAGAGCUUUAGAACUGCCGCAGGUAUCCCGUCUGGAGCAGACAUGGACGGCGCUACGGCAGCGACACACAGAGGGCGCUAUUCUCUACGAGAAAACUCUGAGGCCGUUUAUGAAGAGUCUGAAUGACGGGAGAGAAAGCUGUCCGUUGUCCAACACCAGCUUCCCCCACGUACUACCCCUCCUGUCUCUGCUGGAGAAGAGCAUGGCGGUGGGUGAGGGGACAGAGCCGUGGGAGACGGUGGAAGUCGGAGUGGACGUGGUCAUGUUUCACCUGGGAGCAGCGAGGACCAUCGCUCAGCUGGGGGGCAUCUACCGCUCCAACGCUGAGUGCAAAUUACAAGGUUUCCCGGAGCAAGCAGAGGUCCUGGAGCUCUUCCUGACUGACUUCCAGAUGAGGCUGCUUUGGGGUAGCAAGGGUGCUGAGGAGAGCCAGGCUCUGCGGUACGCCAAGUUUGACCAGGUCCUGACCGCCUUGUCCUACAGGCUGGAGCCGCCUGUCAGACCACGUUGACCACGACAUGUUUCUAAUAACUUUGUUUAUCCGGGAUGAGCUCAGAAACCACUAGAUGCAGAGGACGGUGGAGGCACUUGAAGCAUGAGGUAGUACAGCACCCUGGAGGACAAAAGAUGCAAACCAAGAAGCUGCAAAAUGUACAGUUUUAUGGCAUCACAGCUCCUGCUUUGGUGCUUUGUCUUCUCACAAACUCACUGUAUUCUCAUUUACCAUCCUCAUCAUGGAUUAUUCGAUUAUUUACAAAUAUAUAUAUUCUUAACUGAGGAUUUACACCACUUUAAUGUCUCAGAAUGUCAAUGCUAAAAGACUUCAUCUAUCCUACUAUGGAAGUGGGGUGUGGUUAUGGCGCCGGCUGCUGGUGGAGAGAUUGGAUUGUCUCAGCUGGAGGUCAGACAGCUGGACAGAGAGACAGAGAGACAACGAGAGAGAGACAGAGAGUACCAGACCAACAGUGGAACGUGUGACUGUGUACAAGUCCUGGCACAGAUGUAUGAUUAAUAAACCUGUUGUGUCCACACCCAACCUACUCUCCUUCUGUCAUUGUGACCUGAGUGGGGCAGGAGUCUCCACACGCACAUUGAACUAAAUCGUGAAGGGAAGGCGAUCAGUGUAAAUAUGUGCUACUGUGCCAGGUUCUGUUGUGGUAUGAUGCUUUUGUUUUGCAAAAGAAACGUUUUUUUUUCUUCAUGAAAAUAGUUUCUAAGAUGAGGCUGUGCCUCGGUCUGUUAGCCUAAUGAAAGGCUGGACCUUCCCUAAAUCUACAACUGUAUGAACUGUAUGUCAUAUUAUACAACCCAAUAACAGAAUAACACUGUAUCUACAUUUUCAUUUGUUGUAUUGUGUUCCCCAUCAUGUGUUAAUCAUUAGGAUUUUCUAAUUCGAAGUGAAUAUUUAAUGUAAUCUUGAGAUUAGUGGCGCUGUUAUCAGAAAUGUUGCUUUUUUUUUUUCUCUUCCAAAUGAAAGUUCUUCACAUUAUCACACAAACUGUAUCUUUUAUUAUUACUGUGUGGAUUGGAAGAGAGUGAACUCACCCUAACCACACAAGUAGAGCACGCAGGGACAGAGCAUUUAUAUUAUCUUAUUAUUAAUGUCUAAUAUUUAUCUGAAAUGUGAAAUGGAAAUAAACAUGUUUACCUCACUCUUUGGAUACAACUGUCACAUCUGUUACAUGUGUGUCGCUGUGCACUACAACUGACUCGUGCUGCAUUUUGUAUAAUAAAAAUCUAUACAGA
This is a messenger RNA of Cottoperca gobio, 3995 nucleotides long. Its product is annotated as SH2 domain-containing protein 3C-like. Lineage: Eukaryota; Metazoa; Chordata; Actinopteri; Perciformes; Bovichtidae. Gene Ontology annotation, biological process: small GTPase-mediated signal transduction; positive regulation of peptidyl-serine phosphorylation. The transcript has 12 exons. The record is from RefSeq and is a predicted model, not a curated record. Gene Ontology annotation, molecular function: guanyl-nucleotide exchange factor activity; phosphotyrosine residue binding. The coding region runs from base 115 to 2760 and encodes 881 amino acids.